AUGUCUACACAUAGCGCUGUAGCGACCGUGGGCAUCAAAGCACCCCUCGCCUUAAUCCAAGUACCUACAAUCCAGCCAACUGGUGAGCAAAUCCGAUUGCGCGUCGAGUGGACAGCUUCAACCCCGUUGGACCUGCACCAGAACGAUGGUGGUCUUCUGGUCAAGCAUCCGCAAGUGCUGGGCGACACCACAGCUGGCACAGUCGUCGAAGUAGGGCCAGAUGUGAAGAACCUGAAAGUUGGCGAUAAGGUUUUUGGAUUUACAUGGCGAAACCAGGCAGAGAAAGCGCAGCAGGAGUAUUGCACGGCAGAGGAGUGGCUAUUCGCGAAGUUGCCCGAAGGCAUCACUAUGUCCGAGGCUGUGACGCUGCCAGAUAACUUCGUGACGGUGUUCCACACACUUAUCACUGAUCUUGGUAUCGAAACGCCAUGGCCGAAGCCGAAAGAGUAUGUCCCGGAGAACGUCGACACGCCGAUAUUAAUAUGGGGUGGAUCAUCAUCCGUUGGCCAAUUUGCGAUCCAGAUACUUCGGUAUUACGGAUAUACUAGUAUCCUAGCAACCGCAUCGCGCAAGCACCAUGUAAAGCUGCAAGAUUUGGGUGCACAGGAAGUCUUCGAUUACAACGAUUCAGAAGUUGUAUCCACCAUCAUCAAAGCAGGAGGAGAGGCCGGUAUCCCACUUGUCUUCGACUGUAUCGGCAGCAAAUUCGGAAGUAUAGCACCAAUAUCUCAGAUCGUACAGAGCGGGGCGAAGGUCGCAAUCUUGCUCCCUAUAAUCGUGCGCGACUCGAGCGAGACGCAGGAUCCGGAGUAUGCGAUGGAUAUCAAGGCAGCAGCGAAUUGGCAGGAUGGGGUAGACGCGAGGGGCGUCAGGACGCAUUUUUACCUAGACAACGAGUUCUUCAAAUACCACCUUCAGCCAGAGAUCAUGUACAGCAUGCUCAAAGACGGUAUCGUAAAGCCGCAGAAGCAGAAGAUUGUCGAAGGGGCGACGUUGCUCGAGAGGGCACAGAAAGCAAUGGAUAUGCUGAGGCGGAAAGAAGCGAGUAUGGAGCGCUUAGUUUGGCGGGUCUGUGAUGCGUAA
This is a messenger RNA of Cucurbitaria berberidis CBS 394.84, 1083 nucleotides long. RefSeq names its product GroES-like protein. Bases 1 to 1083 code for a protein of 360 amino acids. Lineage: Eukaryota; Fungi; Ascomycota; Dothideomycetes; Pleosporales; Cucurbitariaceae. The record is from RefSeq and is a predicted model, not a curated record. The transcript is spliced from 3 exons. Gene Ontology annotation, molecular function: oxidoreductase activity, acting on NAD(P)H.